Gordionus sp. m RMFG-2023 is the source of this 5175-nucleotide messenger RNA. RefSeq lists its product as uncharacterized. Lineage: Eukaryota; Metazoa; Nematomorpha; Gordioida; Chordodea; Parachordodidae. The coding region runs from base 1 to 5175 and encodes 1724 amino acids. Gene Ontology annotation, biological process: telomere maintenance; DNA repair. Gene Ontology annotation, molecular function: DNA helicase activity. The transcript is spliced from 16 exons. The record is from RefSeq and is a predicted model, not a curated record.
AUGGAUGAUAUUCCCACUAUUUCUAGAGAGAUAACAAGCCCUGUCUUACCCAUAUUUAAUGAUUGUACAGGUGGUAUAUUGAUUCCUCAUCAAAUAACAAGCCCUGUCUUACCCAUAUUUAAUGAUUGUACAGGUGGUAUAUUGAUUCCUCAUCAAAUAACAAGCCCUGUCUUACCCAUAUUUAAUGAUUGUACAGGUGGUAUAUUGAUUCCUCAUCAAAUAACAAGCCCUGUCUUACCCAUAUUUAAUGAUUGUACAGGUGGUAUAUUGAUUCCUCAUCAAAUAACAAGCCCUGUCUUACCCAUAUUUAAUGAUUGUACAGGUGGUAUAUUGAUUCCUCAUCAAAUAACAAGCCAUGUCCUAACCUCAGUUAAUGAUUGUACAGGUGGUGAUUUAUCCUUCAUUAAUAAAAGAAAAAGAUGGCAGAUCAAUCAAAAAAAGAAACGCACUAGGGAUAGCGAGGCCCUACAAAAUCUACUAACAACUCAAAAUAAAAAUACAUCUAUUUUAGCUUCUGAUAAUGGCCCAACUAUUUCUAGGGAGUUGAACCUAAUAUUGACUCCUCUUCAGAUAACAAGCCCUGUCUUACCCAUAUUUAAUGAUUGUACAGGUGGUAUAUUGACUCCUCAUCAAAUAACAAGCCAUGCCCUAACCUCAGUUAAUGAUUGUACAGGUGGUGAUUUAUCCAUCAUUAAUAAAAGAAAAAGAUGGCAGAUCAAUCAAAAAAAGAAACGCACUAGGGAUAGCGAGUCCCUACAAAAUCUACUAACAACUCAAAAUAAGAAUACAUCUAUUUUAGCUUCUGAUAAUGUCCCCACUAUUUCUAGGGAGUUGAACCUUAUAUUGACUCCUUUUCAGAUAACAAACCCUUCUUUAUUUCCUCCUUAUAAUUGUUUAAAUAAUGAUAUAUCUACCAUUAAUAAUCAACAAAUACAAAAUAAAUGUUCAGAAAAACACGAUAGUCUUGACAAGUCCCCAACUAGACAAAUUUUAUUUUUUGAUGAUAGCCUCCCAACUACUAGAGAUUUGCAUAUAUUGACCCCUUUACAGGUUAACCCAAACUUAAUCCCUCACGCUACAAAACAUGAUAUUUCUAUUAAAGAUAAGCAAAGAAAAAAAUGGCGACUCAACAAACGCCUUACCCGUUCUAGAAUUACAGGUAUGCAGGAUAAUAAGGACCUACGCCUGAUAUUAACUCCCUUGCAGAUACCGUCAACUGAUAUUUCUAUAACCACUACCACAUUCCCUAUGGCACCUCUACCAUGUAUAUUUCGACAUAUAUUUGAUGACCACCACUCACCUAUAUUAGAUAUCGGAAAUAUGACAGAAAUAUGCGCCUUCUGCAAUGCUAAAAUGUGGAAUGGAGAAAAAUUAUCAAAAAGCUCAUGUAGAAAUAUUCAGUUUUCUACAUGUUGUUUGAAUGGGAAGGUAUUUUUAUCUAAAAUUUCCCAAUUACCACCAAAUUUAUUACGUUUAUUUACCGGGAAUCAUUGUUCAUCAUCCCACUUUUUAACAAACAUAAGAGCUUAUAAUUCCGCACUGUCAUUCACUUCACUAGGAGUUAAUAUAAAUAAUAAUUUAUCCAAUUCGCGAUCAGGUAAUUAUACCUUUCAAAUUAAUGGACAGGUUCAUCAUCGCAUUGGUUCACUCCUACCAACAUUAGGGGAAACUCCUAAAUUUGCCCAAUUAUAUAUACAUGAUAGUAUAAAUGAGAUAGAAAACAGACAUAACCAGGUUCCGUUUUUAGAUCGUUGUCUUUUAAUGGAAUUGCAGGAUAUUGUUCACACCUACAACCCCUUUGCUUCUCAAUUUUUGAGAGUAUCUUCUAUGAUCGCUACUGGCGUUCCUAACAUAUCCUUAAACUUAAAAUCUACUCCAAGUUUUGACGUACGUUAUCGCAAUAAACCUACCUCAUCUGAAAUAGCAGUAUUAUUACCUGGUGAUGGCAGUGAUCAUGUAGCCCAUAGAGAUAUUAUCUUAAAAACUCUAUCUGGUCCUUUAAGACGUAUUAAUGAGCUCCAUUCCUCAUACGAUCCCUUGCAAUAUGUUCUUCUAUUUCCCAGAGGCGAUAUUGGAUACCAUCCAUCCAUUCAUUAUAGAAACUCAACUAAUAAAUAUGUUACCUGCAGAGAUUAUGCCAAACAGGAAACGCUUCGAUUAAAUUUUAUACGUAAUAAUCAAUCCAAAUUACGCGCCGAACUCUAUCAAGGCAUACAUGAUGCUAUUUUAGAGGGAGAUACUAAUGCUGACAAUCUUGGUAGAAGAAUAAUUUUGCCUUCUUCUUUUACCGGUGGCCCAAGGCAUAUGCAUCAGCUUUAUCAGGGCGCAAUGGCUAUUGUACGCUGCUUUGGUAAACCAUCAUUAUUCAUUACUUUCACCUGCAACCCUAAAUGGGAUGAAAUAAUGCGUGAAUUAUUUCCUCAUCAGACCCCAAACGACCCCCCAGAUUUAGUUUGUCGCGUUUUUCGUCAAAAAUUAAAAUGUCUAAAAAAGGAUUUGCUCUAUUAUCAUGUUCUUGGCAAAGUAAUCGCUUAUAUAGAUGUCAUAGAAUUCCAGAAAAGAGGUUUGCCUCAUUGUCAUAUGUGCCUUAUACUAGAUAAAACUCAUAGGCUACCAACGGCUGAUACUUAUGAUGAUGUAGUUUGUUCUGAAAUUCCUAACAAAAUAACUGAGCCUAAGCUGUUUCAAAUUAUUAGCAAUUUUAAUACACAUGGGCCAUGUGGUAUAACAUUUCCUAAUAGUCCCUGCAUGAUUGAUGGAAAAUGCUCAAAAAAAUAUCCUAAAUCAUUUGUGGAUACCUCUUCUAUCGAUAAGUAUGAAAUUUGUUCAUCUGUCCAGUCCAUAAAAUACCUUUAUAAGUUUUGUUACAAAGGCCAUGACAGAACUACUGCUUCCGUUUCCAUUAAUAAUGUUGAUGAAACUUCCCAGUUCAUUGAUGCUCGAUAUAUAUCCGCCAUAGAAUCGCUAUGGCGUACUUUAGAUUUUGAAAUGCAGGAUCAUUCUCCUGCAGUCUAUCGUUUAGACCUUCAUCUACCCAAUCAACAUAUAAUCCUUUUUCAAUCAAAUACUGAUAUAAAUAAUAUCUUAACUAAAAAUCCUGGUACAAAAUUAACCGAAUGGUUUAAAAUUAAUCAACUUGACACAGAUGCCAGACAUUAUAUUUAUGCAGAUUUUGUAAGAUAUUAUGUGUGGAAACCUCUAUCUAAACAGUGGUUAAAACGAAAAAGGGGUGGUAAUAAAGUUAUAGGCCGUAUACGCACAGUUUCUCCUAAAGAGGGUGAGGUUUUUUAUUUAAGACUAUUACUUAAUUAUGUUACUGGGCCUACAUGCUUUGAAGAUCUACGCUCUUUUAAUGGAAUUAUCAGUAACACUUUUAAAGAUGCAUGUAUUCGACGUGGUCUGCUAUCAGAUGAUGCGGAAUGGAACCAUUGUUUAGAGGAAGGUCUUUCAUUUAAGAUGCCAUAUCAAUUGCGCCAGUUAUUUUCUGUUAUUUUAUUACAUUGUGAGCCGAGAGAUCCUCUAGGUCUUUGGAAUUCUUUUAAAUUUUAUCUUUGUGAAGAUUUUUCCAAGAAAAUAUCACCAGAGCCGGAUAACCUUAUCACCGAAAAUCUCGCGCUAUGCCACAUCAAUCAAAUUUUGAUUCAAAAUGGUAAAUCUCUUAAGGAUUUUUUGGGAAUGCCUAUCCCUUUAUUAUCCACCCAAUCUCCAUCUGCUACAGCUAAUAUUAGGUGUCACCUUAUUCGGGAGGAAAUUUCCUACGAUACUGAUGAUAUGUAUAAAAAAUAUUUGGCUAACUACAAUUUAUUUAAUCGGGAUCAAAAUAUUAUCUAUGCCAAAAUUAUGUCCUUGCCCUCCACUCCAUCCCAUAAUUUAUUUUUUAUAGAUGGUCCUGGUGGUACUGGAAAAUCAUUUCUAUUAAAUACAAUAUUAUUUAACUUGAGAGCUCAAGGUAAAAUUGCUAUAGCUGUUGCAUCUUCUGGCAUAGCUUCAACUCUUCUUCAUAAUGGCCGUACUGCACAUUCACGUUUCAACAUCCCCUUAAGUAUUCAUGAAAGUUCCUCAUGUAAUAUUCCUUACCAAAGCCAAAUAGCUGAAUUGAUAAGACAAUCGGUAAUUAUAAUAUGGGACGAAAUAUCAAUGACUCAUAAACAUAUAUUCGAGGCCGUGGAUAGGUCAUUUCAGGAUAUAAUGAAAUUAGACAAACCGUUUGGUGGUAAAAUUAUUAUUUUUGGCGGAGAUUUUAGACAGAUUUUACCUGUUAUUAAACGUGGUGGAAGAUGCGACAUUGUUAACUCAACCUUAAAACGAUCCUAUUUAUGGUCACAUAUAGUGCCAUUAAGGUUAUGUAUUAAUAUGAGACUUCUACAAUUUCAGGAAGCAAAUGAUUAUUUUAUUAAUAAUGAAUACUCAAAAUUUCUUUUAAGAGUUGGUGAAGGCUGUGAAAUAAAAAUUCCUCAAGAUUGUUGUAUAGCUUCCAAUGAUAUCGAGGAUCUUAUUGCUUUUGUUUACGAUAUAGACAAAGACAAUUCAUCAUUUAACCGAACAUCAUUUGCUCAAAAUGCAAUCCUGACUCCUAAAAACGUAGAUGUCGAUUCUAUAAAUAUUAAAUUGAUUAACAAAAUUCCGGGAGAUAUAAUUACAUACAUAAGGGCUGAUGAAACCAUAACCGAGGAUGAAGCGACGUUUUAUCCCACUGAAUUUUUAAACUCUUUAAGUAUAUCAGGAUUACCACCUCACAAACUUUUACUCAAAGUCGGGGUACCUAUAAUAUUAAUGCGUAACUUAAAUUCUGCUUCUGGUUUGAAUAAUGGGACUAAAUUGAUUAUAACUUCUUUGCUACCAAAUAUAAUUGAGGCGGAAUUUCUUUCUGGUAGUUUUCUCAGUACUAAAGUUCUCAUUCCUAGAAUAAGUUUAAUUCCUACAGAUUCUGGCUUGCCAUUUUCCUUUAAGCGCUGCCAAUUUCCCGUGAGACCUGCUUUUGUCAUGACAAUUAAUAAAGCUCAGGGACAAACGUUGAACAAAGUUGGCAUCUAUUUACCUCAUCCUGUUUUUUCACAUGGACAGCUAUAUGUGGCUAUGUCUCAAGUUUGUUCUCCUCAUAAAUUAAAGAUUAUAACCAAUGAUAAAACAAAGACUACUACCAAUGUGGUAUAUCAUGAGGUUAUAUCCGAUUAA